AUUAUUCCAAGAAUGUUAGUAGAUAACUCUGAUUCUGGUUGCUCUAGGUACAGAUCAAUUAAAUUUAGAAUAAUUAAAAGUUAAAACUUGAUUUUGCGAAUUAUUGAUAAUGGGAAAGCUGUUUCUUUAGAAAAAGGUAAUAAAGAGUUCUAGGUUACAUUAUAUGAAAAAGAUGCUAAUGAAGUAAAGUUAACUAAAUACUUACAUAGGAAAAUUCAAAGCUCAUUAUUUUUAAAGAAGAAGAUGUUAUUUAUGAAAAUUAAUUAAAAUAUAAUUGUGAGCCUCCAGGACAGGGCUCUACAAAAGUUUUAUUUUUGAAAGAAUAUAAAGGAAUUGCUAUUAAAUGGAGUUCUGGAUUAUUAUCUAAGUUUGAAUUCAUGAUAGAUUAAUGA
Paramecium sonneborni is the source of this 392-nucleotide messenger RNA. The record is from the annotation of a GenBank genome assembly. NCBI's taxonomy places the organism in Eukaryota, Ciliophora, Oligohymenophorea, Peniculida, Parameciidae.